Vigna unguiculata (cowpea) is the source of this 924-nucleotide messenger RNA. Lineage: Eukaryota; Viridiplantae; Streptophyta; Magnoliopsida; Fabales; Fabaceae. The record is from RefSeq and is a predicted model, not a curated record.
AUGGCAUGUUCAACCAAUGGGUCCAACUCAACGGUGCAGGAUCGAAUAUUUCAUGCAGAGGCAGCUCCAGCAUGCAAGGAACUCGUGUGGCUUGCAUGCAACGAGGAACUAGAAGUGAGAUCUUUGUUGUUCGCAAAAGGGAAUGUCGAAAACGACACGUGCCCAUGUUGCGGCAAGUACAGUGAGACAACGAUGCAUGCUUUGAUGCAGUGCGAGGAAGCGAAGUGCAUUUGGUUUGGGUCGCCGUUGGGGCUGAGAGUGGAACUGCUGCAUGAUAUCACCACCGUGUCGGAAUGGAUCGGUGAAUGUGCGAGUUUCAUGGAUAAAAAGGUCCUGGGCAUGGUGUGCGUGAUCAUGUGGGCAGUGUGGGAAAAACGCAACGUUUGGGUUGAGCAACGCAAGAAACUUGAUUUUCCAGAAGUUAUGGCGAAGGCCCACUCCAUGUUCUUUUCAGAUGAAUGGAUUCUGCCUUCGUAUCCCCAUGUCAAGGCCAAUUUUUCUGCUUCUGUUAAAGACAGUGUUGGAACUGCAAUGGGAGUGGUUUUCAGAGACUUUGCCGGUGUCCCACAAGCAUGUGCAACAAAUUUGAUGGAAAAACAGUGUUUUGAGGAGGGAAUUGCCUCGUUAUACAGUCACUGGAACGAAGUGAUACGAGGAAAAGUGAACAGUGAUGGUUUCUUCCUUGAUUCGCUUCUAGAAGAUUGCAAAACGAUGAUUCGGAGAACGAAAUCGUGUCUGAGAUUGGUGGGUUGUGGAGGGAACAAAGUGGCACGGUUUAUAGCUUCAGAAGCUUUUGUUUAUGGUGAACGAGUUUGGACUGAGGAGGUCAUGGAUGAAGCAACCCAGUAUGUAAUUGCUGAUGUUCUUGGUCCACUCUCGUUAGAGUAUUCUGAUUUUGAUUCUGAUUCUUUUCAUGAUUUUUAA